Molecule: messenger RNA, 452 nt
Organism: Danio rerio (zebrafish)
Lineage: Eukaryota; Metazoa; Chordata; Actinopteri; Cypriniformes; Danionidae
Gene: dynlrb2
Product: dynein light chain roadblock-type 2
Biological process (GO): microtubule-based movement
Cellular component (GO): cytoplasmic dynein complex; cytoplasm; centrosome
Molecular function (GO): dynein intermediate chain binding
Source: RefSeq, marked validated
CAGCAACAAGGACACACGGCGGAAGAAGUACACCUGAUCUGAGCGACAUGGCUGAAGUCGAAGACACUUUAAAGAGGAUUCAGGCCCAACAUGGUGUUAUUGGGACAAUAGUGGUUAACGGAGAAGGCAUUCCCAUUAGAACGACGCUGGACAACUCAACGUCAGUUCAGUAUGCAGGUCUGCUGCAUCAGCUCACCAUGAAGGCCAGGAGUGCAGUUCGAGACAUCGACCCGCAGAACGAGCUCACAUUCCUGCGCAUCAGAUCCAAGAAACACGAGAUCAUGGUGGCUCCAGAUAAAGAAUACCUGCUGAUCGCCAUCCAGAACCCCAGUGAAUAAACUACACCUCCACUGCAGAUGAGGAGAAUGAUGGAGCGCUGCUGUAGAUGUGAGGAAUUCUUGUAAUCAUUGUUGUUAUUAUUACUGUUAUUAAAAUUCUUGCUGUUAUUUGUU